Messenger RNA from Malania oleifera, 1552 nucleotides. RefSeq lists its product as uncharacterized. The transcript is spliced from 6 exons. Bases 142 to 948 code for a protein of 268 amino acids. NCBI's taxonomy places the organism in Eukaryota, Viridiplantae, Streptophyta, Magnoliopsida, Santalales, Ximeniaceae. The record is from RefSeq and is a predicted model, not a curated record.
AUUUAUAAUGUAUUUAAAAUUUUAAAAAUAUACACAUGAUGGUCCUCGCGAAGACUGCGAAGUCCAGAGGCUACCCACUCCGCAUUGUAGAGAACCAAAGCACAACCUGCGCUCGCCGGCGAACUGAGACACUCCGCGAUCAUGGCUGCUCAUCUACGAUCACUCUCUCUCUUCUUUCUCUUCGUUUUCGCUUCAAAUCACGUUUCUGCUGACCAGAACCUCGUCCUCGAAGAUGGGUACACAGUGGCGACUCUGCUCGACGGCCACAAGCUGAACAUCAAUCCUCACUCGAUCCAUCCUCGUUCCGGAUUGUCUAAUUUUCUAGUUCUUGAUUCCUCCGGUAGCGCCUUCUACACCGUGUCAUUUUCCGCUACGCAAGAGAGUGUGAUCAAGCGGUUUUCCGGUAAUGGCAAGGGGUUCUCGGACGGAGACUUGGCUUCUGCUCAGUUCGAUCAGCCGCGAAGCUUUGCGGUUGAUCUGAAGGGGAAUGUGUACGUUGCGGACAGGAAAAAUUUUGCUAUUCGGAAGAUCAGCGAGUCAGGUGUUACCACAAUUGCUGGAGGUAUUUCACACAAAAUUGGAAAUGCAGAUGGGCCUGCACAAAAUGCAUCAUUCUCAACUGACUUUGAGCUAGUUUUUGUUCCUGAAAAGUGUGCCUUACUUAUUCCUGAUCACGGGAAUAAAUUGGUGCGCAUGAUUAAUUUGAAACCAGAGGAUUGUGCAAGAGGCUCUCAAUCCACACUGGGACUGACCUCAGUUUGGAUUCUGGGACUUGGAUUGUCAUGUUUAGUCGGCUUAAUUAUUGGGUUUGCAGUUCGUCCUUAUAUAACCCCUCAUACAGGAAGGGUCCAACCGCCUCUGUGCCAGCGAGACAUGGAAGCAUUGCCUAAUCCGUCUGGGGAAACAAGUACUGAUGCUCUUCUUCGACAUCAGAAGCGCAAUUGCUAGUUUGAAACCAUAUGCUGUUAUGACGAAGCUUGUUUCAUUGAGCUUAUCCCAUCUUUCUCUUAUGCUUAGAGUAGUGCCCAUUGUAGAAUCUCAAAUUUCAAGUAGGGAAUCUGUCUCUUUGCCUGAUGCUGAUGACUCAACUUGUCGCGGCAUAACAAAGUCGCAGAUGUUUAACGACCAAUUGAAGGAUUUGAUAUCUUUUGACGAGGGCCUGGAAUCAUCAAACCCACUAAACAAAAGCCUUGAAGGAGAUGAGAAUCAAGAUAGGAGUGAUAUUUUAUCUGAAAGUAAUGGAAGGAUAGACAAGGUGAUAAAAGCUAACAUCAUGGGCUUUGCUGAGCAGGCCAAUAAAGGGUAUCCACAAGAUGGGUAUUUGGUGGGUAGUUCAGGUUUGUACAGGCGUAGGUGAAAGUGGUAAAAUGCUUGUGAUAUAUUCUCUCUUUAGACGACUAUCUAUGUAAAUGUUUGAACAUGUUUCACCCCCAUUUGACCAGUUAACUGGUUAUGUGCUUGGGGUCCCGUUGCCAUCGAGAAGAAACUCAGAAACUCUUAUAACUUGAUGAUUAUCCAAAUUAGAAAUGUAUAAUUGUGUGUUGUGACAAAA